Phalaenopsis equestris is the source of this 1454-nucleotide messenger RNA. RefSeq names its product transmembrane protein 64. The record is from RefSeq and is a predicted model, not a curated record. Lineage: Eukaryota; Viridiplantae; Streptophyta; Magnoliopsida; Asparagales; Orchidaceae. The coding region runs from base 203 to 1231 and encodes 342 amino acids. The transcript has 5 exons.
AUGGAGUGAUGAAUUAACUUUUUUAAAGAGGAUUCAAGAGAAGGAAAGAUGAGUUGGAGGAUUUUGUGUUUCCUGGAAGAGAUUUUUUCUGUCCUUCAAUUUUGUUACGAACCAGAGUUUUGAUUUUGCAAUCUUGGGAGAGAAAAUCUUGAGAUUCGAGAAAUGAAGAAGAGAGAAAACAGCAAAAUUUUGAACUUUAGAGAUGAUAAAUCCAACCGAGGGUUUCAGAAAGAAUAUCGAAAAUACCAGACAACAAUCAGGGGACGAAAAUGAGUAUGCAAGGCUAGUCAAACCGGGCGAGACUAGUGCAGGUGAUACCAGUGCAUUACCAAUCCCUGAAACCACACAGCACGGACCACUUACGUGGUGGAAGAAGGCCUUAUUUUUCAGCUUUCUUUUGAUAAUACUUUGUUUCGUUCUUGUGAAAUGGGGUAUUCCUUUUGUUUUUGAGAAGAUUCUCAUUCCAUUGAUGCAAUGGGAAGCAACAGCAUUUGGGCGGCCAGCUCUUGCUCUUAUACUCGUGGCCUCUUUGGCUCUGUUCCCUGUCGUCCUCCUUCCUUCAGGCCCCUCAAUGUGGCUGGCCGGAAUGAUUUUUGGUUAUGGAUUUGGCUUUCUAAUAAUCAUGGUUGGAACUACAAUUGGUAUGGUUCUGCCCUACUUGUUUGGCUCAUUAUUCCGCGAAAGACUACACGCAUGGCUGAUGAGAUGGCCCAGGGAGGCAUCUGUAAUAAGGUUAGCAGGACAAGGAAACUGGUUCCAACAAUUUCGAGUCGUCGCUGUCUUCAGAAUCUCACCUUUUCCAUACACAAUAUUCAACUAUGGUAUCGUGGUGACUGAUAUGAGGUUUGGGCCUUAUCUUUGUGGCUCCAUAGCUGGGAUGAUACCUGAAGCUUUCAUUUACAUCUACAGCGGUCGGCUGAUUCGAACUCUUGCUGACAUGAAAUAUGGAAGCUAUAGAAUGAGUCCUCUGGAGAUAGCUUACAAUAUCUUCUCCUUUGUAGUUGCUGUUCUCUUAACCGUCGGCUUCACCAUUUAUGCGAAAAGAGCUUUCGACAAUCUUAAAUUUGCCGAAGACGACGAUAAAGAAACUGUCGGUCGCCAACAAGGUAUCGAAUUUGAGAAACUACCACAAGAAAAACCGAAGAAAUUUUCGUUUCCUUCUGGCAAUUUGCAUGUUUUCAGAAACAGUGCACAGCAACAAUUUGGGAUAUCGAAUGCUUCACCUGUCUGAUGCCUAACAAACACAAACAGGAGGGUUAUGAUACCUUUUUUUUAGAAGAUUUACUUGCAUACCACUCUAUUCUUAUGCAUUUACAUAUCUAACACCUAAACUUUAUUAUCUACAUACAUUCCAUCUUCCCUAUGCUUGAACAGGCGUGUUUCUAAAAAGUUAAAAUGGUGGUACUCUUGAUGUGAUAUGAAAGAUAUGGGUGGUAUAAAUGUAAAAAGUCAAG